AUGAUCAUACCAGUACGUUGUUUUUCAUGUGGUAAAGUUAUUGGAAAUAAAUGGGACUUGUACCAAUCAUUAUUAGAAAAUGACUAUUUAGAAGGGGCUGCAAUGGAUGCUAUUGGACUUUCUCGUUAUUGUUGUCGCCGAAUGAUCCUAACACACACGGAUUUAAUUUCAAAAUUACUACAAUAUAACCCACAAGAAAGAAAUCGAGAAGAGUCUAGAGGACAAUUCCGUCAACAAUCGUCAAUUUUUCCGAUUAAUCGCGGACCUUCAAGUAGUGGAGGUACGCCAGCAAGACCUACAUAA
Molecule: messenger RNA, 303 nt
Organism: Entrophospora candida
Lineage: Eukaryota; Fungi; Glomeromycota; Glomeromycetes; Entrophosporales; Entrophosporaceae
Source: the annotation of a GenBank genome assembly